This is a messenger RNA of Sesamum indicum (sesame), 1092 nucleotides long. RefSeq names its product GTP-binding nuclear protein Ran1B. Gene Ontology annotation, molecular function: GTPase activity; GTP binding. The record is from RefSeq and is a predicted model, not a curated record. Gene Ontology annotation, biological process: protein import into nucleus; ribosomal subunit export from nucleus. Lineage: Eukaryota; Viridiplantae; Streptophyta; Magnoliopsida; Lamiales; Pedaliaceae. Gene Ontology annotation, cellular component: cytoplasm; nucleus.
AAAGCCUUCAACAAAACCUACGCUAUGUUGAUUAGGGCUCCCCGAAUAUAUAUAUACGCACAUAUAUUCGCAGCGCAGAUAUCACUGUAAUCUUUCACAAUCUCUGUCUCUCUUACUCUUCCUGUUCUUUCUCUCUGUUAAAGAACAGCGAGGUCUAAUGGCGUUGCCGAAUCAACAGACAGUGGAUUACCCAAGCUUCAAGCUCGUAAUUGUUGGUGAUGGUGGAACUGGAAAAACCACAUUUGUGAAGAGGCAUCUCACUGGUGAAUUCGAGAAGAAAUACGAGCCUACUAUUGGUGUGGAAGUUCAUCCAUUGGAUUUCUUCACCAACUGCGGGAAAAUCAGAUUUUAUUGCUGGGACACAGCUGGUCAGGAGAAAUUUGGUGGCCUCAGGGAUGGAUACUACAUUCAUGGACAAUGUGCAAUCAUUAUGUUUGAUGUAACAGCUCGGUUGACUUACAAGAAUGUUCCAACAUGGCAUCGUGAUCUUUGCCGAGUCUGUGAGAAUAUUCCAAUAGUCCUAUGUGGGAACAAGGUUGAUGUCAAGAACAGGCAGGUGAAAGCUAAGCAGGUUACUUUCCACAGGAAAAAGAACUUGCAGUACUAUGAAAUAUCAGCUAAGAGUAAUUACAACUUUGAGAAGCCUUUCCUGUACCUUGCCAGGAAGCUUGCUGGGGAUCCUAACUUGCACUUUGUUGAGUCUCCUGCGCUUGCUCCACCAGAAGUGCAAAUUGAUUUGGCUGCACAGCAACAACAUGAAGCGGAGCUUGCUGCUGCUGCUAGCCAGCCCCUUCCUGAUGAUGACGAUGAGGCUUUUGACUGAACUGCUGGGAUCUUUUAUAGUCCAUUCCCCUUGUAUCUUGUGAUGGUGUCCCAUUUUUUCUUCUGUUCCUCGUUUCUAAGGAUUUUGUUUGGGACUUCCCUAGUCCUGAAGCAUGAGGUUCUAAUGAAAUAUGUAGGGCUUUGAACUUACGUGGAUGUGGUUUGAUUUGGUUGUGAGAAGAUGAUUAAUCUUCUGAACGUAUGAGGAUCAUUUGUAUGGCUGUAGUCCACAUUUCCAAUUGAGAUAUUUUAUUGUUAUCGUUCUGCUAU